AUGGUUAAUUACAGCAGGGAAUCCCUUGCCGCCUCAGCCUUGUGGGACAUAUGGGAGAAGAAAAUCCCGCUGACAGGCCCUACGCAUGAUUUUCACGUCUGGGCAUUGCUGGAUUUCCUGCCAACUGAGCGUGUCCAAGAAAGCAUCACAUCAAGCACCGGGAUACACUCUUGUUCGCUUCAGCUGAAGCGGCGAUCUUACAUCGACAAUUUCAAAACCACCCGAUUGAUAACUUUGGUGUCGCCUGUGCCAGGGGGUGCACGACUGAUCGCAGGCUACGUUUCUAGCAAGGAUAGCGAAAUAUGCAAAGACAACCACGCAGAGAACAUGCUGAGAGAGGAAAAGGGGGCCGUUGUGCAACGGAAUAUCCCCACGGCAGACGAAAGAUUCGACCCAAGAGACUUUGGGCAAAACCUCGACUUCCGGAUGCCCAAAGCAGACGAAAAUUUUGAAACAGCUGGCUUUGAGCAGCAUGCUGCAAUGCAGCAUUAA
This is a messenger RNA of Paracoccidioides lutzii Pb01, 492 nucleotides long. RefSeq lists its product as hypothetical. The record is from RefSeq and is a predicted model, not a curated record. The transcript is spliced from 5 exons. The coding region runs from base 1 to 492 and encodes 163 amino acids.